Messenger RNA from Culex quinquefasciatus (southern house mosquito), 22892 nucleotides. Its product is annotated as obscurin. NCBI's taxonomy places the organism in Eukaryota, Metazoa, Arthropoda, Insecta, Diptera, Culicidae. Gene Ontology annotation, molecular function: protein kinase activity; protein binding; guanyl-nucleotide exchange factor activity. Gene Ontology annotation, biological process: homophilic cell-cell adhesion; protein phosphorylation; synapse organization. The transcript is spliced from 30 exons. Gene Ontology annotation, cellular component: neuronal cell body; plasma membrane; axon. Bases 1031 to 22132 code for a protein of 7033 amino acids. The record is from RefSeq and is a predicted model, not a curated record.
ACCCCACUUUGGCGGCAUCAGUCUACCGCGGACAGUCACUCGAAAACGAUCGUUGAAACCGCGACUUGAUCCACUCCGGCCUGCUGAACCAGCUGCUGGACUUGGACCCCGGGACCAGAGCAUCAUCUGGAACUUGCGUGGAAAUUUGUGAAAUUUUGUGAAUCAAGUUCGAGGAAGAAAAACAGCCAUUCAUAGCAAGUGUAAAGUGAUACUGUGACACAACAGUCGUUUGACUCAGCGGCGUGUUUCGGAUGCUGUAAAGUGUCAACGAGAGCCAAGAUUUACGAGAUCACUGUCAAGAGUGGUUGAUGAUCCGCAGAAUUAAAAAUAAUUGAAGAAACGGGGAAGCCUGCCUAGAAGAUAAAGCAUUUUCACGUAAUAUCACCGAGGAAUUUUGUGAUUUCGCGGGACCGUGAAGACCAAAAGGCCAGAAAAGCCGUGACGAACGCAUUUUAUUUUUAGUGGAAACCGAAGGCUUUCUCGUUUUGUGCUCGCGUUAAAAGGAACAGAAGCUGUCAGUCAAAAUCAUUCUCAAUUUUUGCGAGAAAACAACGGAAGAAUACCGUACCUUGCGAAGAUUUGGAGGUCGAAUAGCAGUGACUUCAAGAUUUUACCCCCCGGUGAAGUAAAGAAGAAGGAAAACUCCCAAAUUUUCCGCGAAAACGCAACAUCGCCCGGUUAAAAAUAGAACUGCAUUUGGUCCAGAAGUAACCUGAGGUCUGAGCAAAUCCCCGAAAAUCUAUGCUCCACUGACUCACUCGUCUGAGUUAGACGAUGCUGCUCGGCGUCAGACAGACUCAACAGCACGUGCUUCUGGAUCGGGAAUCGCAUUAGUCAAAUCGCGCGCUGGUGCAGAAGAAGUGUACACGCCGUCGCCCGCUAUUAAUAGCGCAGAACUCGAGGAAGAGAGUUCGAAAAAGUAGAUCAACCCAAAUCUAGCCGCAAUUAAGCAAAUGUUCCGCUGUUGCCUGGAGCGGCAACAGAACAGUGAAAUUUCAACAGACACGUUCAGACCUCCCAGGAAGCCAACAUGUCUUUCUGUCGCAUCACCGGCAAGUGCCGGUCACUGCCGAAGCCAAACUAUUUCCCCAUGCUGCCACCAAUCUCUCCAGCAGAUGCCAAACGGUUCUGUCGAGUGACGGGGAAGUCGUACGGACUUCCGUCGCACCACUUCAUACCGGUCUGCCUGAUCAAAUCUUCACGCAAAGAAAAGUGCAAAGUUACCAACAUUGCCGGCGAGCUAGACCCCCACCACUACCAGCCAGGAAACUACGGAAAUCGCAAGCAUGCAGUCGUCGUUGCGUUCCGGUACGUGUUUCCGGUUCUGGACGAUACCGACGAAGCGCAGAAAACACUCACCAGCAUCUUGGUUCAGAAGAACAAACCAAUUGAGCAAAGCCUCUACGUGUACAAAGUCGAUGAACGAAACUUUGGGCUGGUUUUCCCAGCCCGCUUGGAAGCUGCCGUCCGCGACGGAGAUGUUCGCGAUGUAAUGCUGGCCAAAGAAUCCGACAAACUGCUGAUCAAACUCAAAAAAGGCAACAGCGUUUCCGUCAGCCUGAAAACUGUCGAGCAAACCGAUCUGGAGCAACUGUACGAGGGUGAAGGUCCUCGCGAAGAGGUCAUCAAAAAGCGUGAAAAGGAGGAAGCCAAACGUCCAAAACCAAAGAGCAAAUCCAAUCUCUCGAGCAUCGCAAACAUUUUCGAGCAGAAAGAAAAGGUUCAAGAUCUUAAGGAAGAGGAAGAACAAAAGUUCAUCGAAGCUCAUCGCGAAAAGGCUGUCCGCCUUGCCACAGAACGUCGUGAACGUCAACUCGCCGAGAAACUCAACGCUUUGAAACUCAGCGAACACCUAAUCACGCAAGAAAGUGAACUUGGUGACCUAGUCAAGCCAAUGAUCGAGUCCUGGGAUUGGAACACCUUGGAAAAAGAAGCCGCUGAAAACAGCGCAAACGAAGUGUCGAUCAAGAAUCUUCCAGAACCCGUUCAAAUCACCCCCGUCGAACUUCCACCCAAACAAAUUCAAGUCGAUCACGCGAUCCUCGAAAAAUCCUCCGGCAUGGAGGCAGCCUCUUACGUUGGAACAAUAAACCCAACCAAGAUCGAAAUCAAAUCCGAUCGUCUCAAAGCAAUGAAAUCCCUCACCCCAGAAACCUUGGACGCCCUCGCCCACGUAGAAGAAAAGCUAGCCUCCCAGUCGGAACUCUUCCCCCAUCUGGACGACCUCGCCUCAGUCAUCGCCCGCAUUCAAGACUCCCAAGCUACCACCGUCGACGGCGUCCCCGGCGUUAAACUCAUCGUCAACCACCAGGAAGUCUUCAUCCCCGGGCAAACACUAACCAUAAACAACAAACCAACCUUCGUACCCGGCCAAACGCUCGAGUCCCAAAACGGAAUCCUCGAGUUCGUCCCAGGGGUAACCAUCACCGCCCACGAAGGAUCGAUCCACUUCAUCCCGGGUGAGAUCGCCCUGACGAAGGCGGGUAAACCGCAGAACUUUAUCGCCGGAAAGGUCAUCGACGGAAAGUUCGUGUGCGGUCAGGUGUUGACCAUCAACGACGAGCCCCAGUUCGUGCAGGGACAGACGAUCGUUACGCCCGAAGGUGUCAGCAAGUUUGUGGCUGGGGUUGUGGACGAAGCUACGGGCGUGUUCGUACCAGGGCAAAAUAUUGAAACGCCAGAGGGAGUAAAGUUCGUCCCCGGACAGACGAUCACGGUGAACGGAAAGGAGAAGUUUAUCCCUGGACAGACCGUGAUGGGUGCCAACAAGGAAAUGGUAUUCGUUCCAGGUCAAACGGUGGUUGACGAACAUGGGGUUUCCAAGUUUAUACCAGGCAAAACGGUUGUCACACCGGAGGGUUCCAAAUUCGUUCCUGGACAGUACGUGGACGAUACCUUUGUUCCCGGUAUCACCGAAGGAGACAAGUUUGUGCCGGGAGUUAACAUUGAAACCAAGGAAGGAUCCAAGUUUGUCCAAGGACAGAUUGUUCACACGAAGCACGGUGAUGUGUUUAUGCCGGGAUCAACGACGGUGGCGGAGAAUGGAGAGUUGAUGUUUGAAAUCGCUUCGACUAUUGAUGCCGUCAAGUUUAGUGAAGCUACUCCGGUUGGGCUGGUUAUGGAUAGUGAUAACAUGAAGAUCACCGAACCUUCUCUGUGUGUGUUUGGACACAUGGUCCAGCAAGAGUCUGGUGUCGAGUUUUAUCCGGAGAAGAUUAAGCGGGAAGAGCUGCCGCAGGGUAAGAUCGUCCCAGGAAAGUUGAUCAAACAGCAAGCGAAUACUAAAUUCAUUCCUGGAAUGAACGUUGAAGAAGGUUUCAUCCCAGGACAGGUGGUCCUCACCGAUCACGGUGAGCAGUUUGUACCCGGACAGGUGAUUGAAACAUCCGAAGGACUCAAGUUCGUCCCGGGUCAGAUCAUUGAAACGAAGAACGGUGCCAAAUUUGUGCCCGGACAAACGAUGCAGACGGCGGAUGGUCCACGAUUCGUGCCAGGUCAGAUCAUCAAUACGAAGGCCGGACCAACGUUUAUUCCUGGCCAGGUAAUCAGUACCGAUGAUGACGGAGAAAAGUUCGUACCCGGCCAGAUUGUGGACACGGAUGAUGGGCCACGGUUUGUGCCGGGUCGGGUUGUGGAGACGGAGAAUAAGGUGACGUUCAUCCCGGGUAGAAUUGUUCAGACAGCUGAUGGUCCCAAGUUUGUUGCUCCGGACCUGAAGGAUACCGAGGACGGCGAUGAAGAGUUCUUGGUGCAGAGUUACACCGUGACUCCGGAGGAAUUGAAACUGUUGAAGCCAAAUCAAACAUUGAGCACGAUGGACUCGCAGGAGAGUUCUUUGAUCGUGACGCUGGAUAGUUCGAUGCUGCAGCAGCUUUCGGAGGCUGGAAUGCACGUUGGACGCCAGGUUGAAGCAUCCGCUGUGGAUUACGUACUGCAAAGUACCAAGGAGCGAAAGGCACUGCAGAAGUUCAUUGCCGAACACAACAUCCAGAAUGGCAGUGUGGAUGUAUUGGAGAAUAUAUUCGACGGCUUGAAGUCGGUUUGCAGUCGGGUUAACCUGGAAUCGUUGCAAUGUGAACUCAACGAACGGAAGCCUAUGGAUGUUUCCGUUUGCAAUGGAUCAGUGGGAGUGGUGGAUGCAUUGGCAACUAACUUGGCUUCAAUCUUGGCGAAUACUGACGAAAAUGAGAAUCGCACCAUGUACGAGGUGAUCGCUGAAGCGAUUAAGAUGUCCAACGGCGAAUACAGUAUCGAGGAGCUUCAGCACGUGAUGCAGAAUCCGGCUGCGGUGGAUUACCUGGCUGGUAUGGUAAACAAGACGAUCGUGAAGAACAACAUUGAUCAAAAGUUAAAAACGAUUACCGCGUUGGUUGGAGAUAACGAGCAGAGUGGAGAGACGGCUGUUGCAAGCCACACAGCGAUCGAGGAGUUCUGUCAGCUGAUGGACAAUGAUCGUAUGUCGGAAGCGUUUGUCAAUUUGUUGAAGAAGGACGAAAAUCUGUUCAAGUCUAUUGUGAGUGGACUGAAGACUUCUGGGUUGGCGGAAGAUACUGUCAAUAUUGCGGAGAUUUUGCAAGCUGCCGUGGUGGAUAGUAUUCAGGAGAAGGCACAGUGUGCACUGGUGGAGUUGAUGGUAGAUCCGAACCACGAUCAGUUGACGGCGUUGUUGAAAAAGUCCGAAGGAUUGGCACUUGCGUUAGGCAACAGUAAAGAAGCUGAGACGUUUGAGUAUCUGAUGAAGCAUCCGGAAGCGUUGAAGGAUUUGAACAAGGAUGAUGAUCUGUUCACCAUCAUCAACCGAGUGUUGAUUAUGGAGGAGCUGGCCCAGGAUGACGACGAGUAUCGGGAGUUGAUCGAUAGUUUGGAGAAGACUCCGGCGCACGCAACUAGUAGUGAUAAGCUGCGAGAGUUGAUCCGACAGAGUGGAGCUCUUUCGUAUGCUCCUACCAAGAAGCUCGCGAUCGAGACAUCCAAGGAUGUUCCCAUUUCGCUGUUCUACACCAACAAUCAGCUAGCCAUUGAGGAGUUCUUCCUGAAGAGUGGACAAACCCAGCGACACUGUCCGAAGGCUUUCCUGAUCAUCAAGAAGGGCAUCCAGGCUGUCAUCCCGCGGGAAUCCAGCCAUGAAGUGCUUGCUGGCAAGAUCGCCUACACCGUGCUGGACGAGAACGGCAUCCGGCACUUCCAGCCGAUGAACGUGCUGAACGCGCUCAAAAUCACACCCCGAUUCCUGAAUCGGUUCUCGAUGUACACUUGUGAUAUCGCCGAGGAGCUGGACAAUGACACGCUGAGCAGUAGCAGCAGCCACGAUGGGGAGUUUGAAGACGUGUACUGUUACGGCCGGCCAUUGUCACGGCGGGGUUCGUUGAGAGUGCCAGCGGUUAAUGGAGGAAAUGGUGCUCCGUAUCCCAGGAGAGGAGACAGACUGGACAGCUACGGCUACUUGGGAUCGACGCCACCGUCGACACCACUGUCACAUCGCAAAACGACAGCUCCAGCGGCCAGGAUUCACCACCAGAAGCAUUAUCCGCUGCAUCACGUUGAGAAUGUUAAGACUCUCCCGAUGGCGAUGCGGAUAGCGAUCAAGGCCUCACUUUCGCGGGAAGCGCCGAUCAUGAAGUCCUCCAGCCGGGACUACCUGCACCGGUCCUCGUCGCUUGCCCGGCUCAAGAUGUACGAUAUUUUGGUUGUAAACAAAAACUACGAUGCCGAAGGGCCCGACUCCAUCUCGGUGCGAGUGGGGGAUCUGGUCGAGGUCCUGGACAUGGGCGAGUCCGCCAAGAACAACACCGCAAAGAAGCCCAAACUGGACCCAUCGCUGAACGUGGGCAAAACCGAGAGCCUGCUGGACAGUUCCGUCUCCAAGCACAAGCUGGCCGUCAAACCGAAGAAGAACCACCAGAGUUCGCUACGGAGAAGCGUCAGUCCACAGCCGCCGCAGUACCAGCCCAAACCGAAUGAAAAGUGGAAAGUACGAAUCUUCGACGGGGAUGACAACGCCAAAGCGGGCUGGAUUCCGGUCUCGGUGCUGGACAUCAUGCACACCGACCAGGCCGUGUUCGGCGAGAAGGCCAACGAUGCCGCCUACCGUCGAGAAGCUGUCGUUCGAGAGCUGAUUGAAACUGAGGAAGAGUUCGGCCGCGACCUGCAGCAGGUCGUCGAGAACUACAUCAAGUACAUCGACAACCCGGACAACAAGAUCCCCCGGAUGAUCCGCGAUCACAAGGACGACAUCUUCAACAACUUCAAACAGAUCGCGGACUUUCACAACACCGUACUGAUCGAGGGCGUCAAGUACAACGCCAACAAUCCAAAAAUGAUCGGCAAAACGUUCCUGCGGUUGGAACGCGACUUCGACAAGCACGUGCGGUACUGCCGGGAUGUGCCGGCCGCCCAAGAGUUUCUGGCCGCCAACGACGCCGUGCGGGACUUUUUUAUGGACCUCUCCCAAAAACUAGACGACGACAAGAGUUUAGUGGAACACCUCAAACUACCCAUCCAGCGCAUCAACGACUAUAAACUUUUAUUCAAGGAACUUCUGAAAUAUUCCAACGCGCUCGGCGAAAAUGUCACCGACCUCCAGAAGGCCCUAGAGUUGAUGCUCUCGGUGCCCAGUCGAGCAGCCAACAACAAGUAUCUGGAGAGCAUCGAAGGUUUCCGCGGGAACCUCCAGAAGCUAGGUCGCGUCCUCGCCCACGAGUACUUCGGCGUCAAGGACAAGGAGAACAAGAUCAAGGAGCGCUACCUCUUUCUAUUCAAGGCUCGAAUUCUCAUCACCAAGGCGAAACGCCUCUCGGACGAAAAAUCGAUUUUUAUUCUUAAGGAUAUCGUUAAGCUACCCGACGCGCAAAUCAAGGACAUCGAUUCCCGUGCCUUUGAGCUAGCCCCAAAGACCGCCGGAAAAGGAGACAGCAGUGCGGUGGUGCAUCUGAUCGCGUACUCGGAGGAGGCGAAGAAGCGCUGGAUCUACGAGAUCGAGGAGUACGUCAACAACGCGGUUGCACUGCAGGAGCACGCUAACGACGAUUUGCGUAUAGAUCCGACCCAAACCAACAUCGACGAAAGUAUCAUUAAGCUACCGCAGCGCAUCGAAGCGCACAAAACCGACGAGAAUAUCAAACCGUCGGACAUCGCGGACAAUUACGUAGUGUUCAAGCACAAGGCGCACCGCGACGACGCACAGUUGGUGCAGAAAACCGUCAGCCAAGAAGUAGUGGUCGCGGCUGACGAAGAAGAAGAGGAGAAAUCCGCCAGUGUCUCGGAAAGGCUCGCUGCAUUCGAGGUCCAAAAGUCCCGAAAGCUCGAGUUCAACUCCAGCAAACAAGAAGCCAAAACCCAGGAACGUAGAACCUCAUCUUCAUCCACACAAGUUCAACAAGUCACGCAGCAGAAACAAGUUGUUCAAACUUCCACAACUCAGGUUCAGGAACGUAGAACAUCAUCCACAACUCAAGUUCAAAGCUCUACUGUUGUGCAAAACUCAUCAGUGCGACAAGAAUCCAAGGCCGUCACCCAAUCAAAGACUCAAGUCCAGGAAAGCAAGCAAAUCGAAGCUCAAACCAAGGUUCAAUCACAAGAGUCCAAAUCGGCAGCUGUCAAGCGUCAACAAGAAGUACAACUUGAAGCCCAAUCCAAGGUUCAAGUUGUCGAAGCUUCUCAGCAAUCAGUUUCAAAAGUCGAAUCGAAAACCUCAUCGACCCAGCAAAAGUCCGUUUCUAAAGCUCAACAGCAAACAAUUGUCGAAACUACCACAACAGCAGCAUCGGCAGUCCAAGCACAAGAAUCCGUCUCCAAAGUCGCCCAGAUUGAAUCGAAAUACGCUUCCCUAAAACAGAAGCAGCACCAACAGGCGACCACAGUCAGCGAAGAGGUAAAGACAGAAUCCGUACAGGUUGUAACCAGCACCAAGCUAGACUCCGUGUCCAGCUCACCGAUUGACGCCGACUCGAAAAUCAAACAGAUUGAAUCCAAGUACGCAGCUCUAAAGCAGAAGCAGCUCGAGCAAAAAUCUGACGAAGUCGACGCCAAGUUCCAGAUUGUAGAGACCAAGUUUGCUGCCCUCAAGCAGAAGCAAGAACAGCAGAAGCAGCUACAGCAACCGAAGCAAGAGCCCACAAAGCCAGUUGAACAGCUGUCCAAGGUUGAGCAGAUUGAAUCCAAAUACAAAAAGCAAGAACAACAGCAAGAAGUCGUUGUAGCUAGAGUUCAAGAAACUGUAGUCCAAGAACAGAAGCAAGAAACACCAAAACCACUGUCCAAACUAGAACAGUUAGAGUCCAAGUACAAGAGCAAGCAGGUUCAGCAAGAAACUACUGAAGUUAUCCCGACUACUCCAAUUGUCGAGACAAAGCCGGCUGUUGCAGCCGAACCACUGACCCCAGAUUCUCUUUCGAAGAUCCAACUGAUCGAGUCAAAGUACGCGGCACUCAAGCAAAGGCAACAGCAAGUUCAAGAAACUCAAGUAACCGAGGUAAAGGCAACUGUCGAAGUACAGGAAACUCAAUCGAAACUAGCGCAGAUCGAAGCCAGGCACACCGCUCGCCGACAAUCGUUCCAGAAGGACCACGAAGAAGAAGUUACCAAGAGCAAGCAGGAGUCGAAACUUCCAGUGCUAGCCAAAUCCGAAGAAAAGCACUUUACCGCGCAAAAGGUUGAAGCAGUCAAGCUAGUUGAAGCUCAGAAGAAAACUGAGGAAGCAUCGAAACCAACUCCCGAAUCGCCUAAGCCAAAGGUCGACAAGAAGGAUCGUCCACGACUGCAGAUUCCAGUGCCGGAGAAACCGCUAGACUCGGUGAAAGCUCCCGAAAGUCCAAAGAAAGUACCGGAAUCGCCAAAAACUCCAGUUAAGAAGCCGGAGAGUCCACCACCAGCUAGCAAAAAGUUACCCGAAGCACCCAAGACUCCAGUGAAGGUUCCAGAGAGUCCUAAACCAGUUGAGAAGAAGGUUGAGCCUGUGAAAACACCAGAGCCACCAAAGACUCCAACCAAAGUAUCCGAGUCACCGAAGCCAAAGCUUCCGGAAACACCCAAGACACCAACAAAGGCUCCAGAGAGUCCAAAACCAGUUGAGAAGAAGCUUCCUGAAGCACCAAAAACUCCAACAAAGGCUCCAGAGAGCCCAAAACCGGUAGAACAGAAGCUUCCUGAAGUUCCAAAGACUCCAGUGAAGGUUCCUGAAAGUCCAAAACCAGUUGAGAAGAAGCUUCCAGAGGCUCCGAAGACUCCCGUGAAAGUUCCAGAGAGUCCGAAAGCAGUUGAGAAGAAGCUUCCCGAAGCACCCAAGACUCCAGUGAAAGCUCCAGAGAGUCCGAAAGCAGUUGAGAAGAAGCUUCCCGAAGCUCCUAAGACUCCAACAAAGGCCCCGGAGAGUCCAAAACCAGUUGAGAAGAAGGUUGAGCCUGUGAAAACACCAGAGCCACCGAAAACUCCAACUAAGGUACCCGAGUCACCGAAGCCUAAACUUCCGGAAACACCCAAGACACCAACAAAGGUUCCAGAGAGUCCAAAACCCGUUGAGAAGAAGCUUCCAGAGGCUCCGAAGACUCCAGUGAAGGCUCCAGAGAGUCCGAAAGCAGUUGAAAAGAAGCUUCCCGAGGCGCCGAAAACUCCAACAAAGGCCCCAGAGAGUCCAAAACCGGUAGAACAGAAGCUUCCUGAAGUUCCAAAGACACCGACUAAGGUUCCUGAGAGUCCAAAGCCAGUUGAGAAGAAGCUUCCAGAGGCACCAAAGACUCCAACAAAGGCCCCAGAGAGUCCUAAGCCAGUUGAGAAGAAGCCGGAAAAGGUCGACCCACCGAAGCCGAAAGAACCUGAGAAGAAACCAUUCGAAGCAAAGAAGGUUGAGGCAGUCAAGCUUCCUGAACCGGCCAAGAAGGUUGAAACACCAGCAGCAGCUGUAAAAGCACCGGAAUCACCAAAGCCCAAGGAAGUUGAGAAAAAGCCAUUUGAAGCAAAGAAGGUUGAAGCCGUUAAGCUACCAGAACCUGUUAAAAAGGUUGAUACUCCUGCCGUGAAGACACCGGAAUCGCCGAAGCCAAAGGAAGCAGAUAAAAAGCCGUUCGACGCGAAGAAGGUUGAAGCAGUCAAGCUACCGGAACUGAACAAGAAGUCCGAACCUGCUAAAACUAAAGCAGAGUCCGCUAGCACAACAGGUUACGAUACCCCUGUAGCGGAUGAUGAUCAGGAACCCUCUCUAGAGAGUCUAGUAGAGCAGAAAUCUAGAGAGGAAUCACUCAAGCUUAAGCUUGACGAGAUCUACGCUAAGGAGAAGGCAGCCCUUGUCGAGGCCAAGCGAAUCCGACAAGCAGAGGAGGAAGAAAUACGUAGGAAGUUUGACCAGAGAAGCAAGCGAGAGAUCCAGCAGAUCAAGGAAACUGCGUUGGAACUUUUGGAGCAGAUUCAAGCAACAAGGGAAUCGGUAAAGACAGUAUUAGGUGACAGUGACGAACCGAACAAGAGGGAAUCGAAAUUGCCAAAGGUUGAAAAGUUAGCGGUGCAAUCCGAUUCGAAACUUCCGAAGAUCACCAAGGCGGCAGAUAACGGUUCAGAUUCUCAACAGCAGCAAGAACCUCCGCCACAAGAGAGUUCUAACGAAGGAGGAUCUGAUCAACAGGAAGGCACAUCUGGUGGAGAUCAGAGCAGCCAAGGCAAUCAGGGAGGAGAUAACCGAGAAGGGUCAGGCGACGGAAGUGGAGGCAAGCGAACUCCACCGCCUCUUCGGUUACCAACUUUCUUUGAUCCACCUCCACCACCAGUAUAUCAGGCUACUAUCGAGGUAUUCAUCAAGAAGGAACGUCCACCACCACCACCGCCACCAAAGAUCACCAGAAAGCUUGUGGUCAAUACCGACGAACUAGAACGGAAGACACAGCUGUUCUUUGAAGGCCAUAUCGACGUUCCGGAUCCGGACUAUUCUACAGCAGCCGCUCACCGGAAGGUAAAAGGUCUUAAGCACCUUAUUGGUAAAACCGGUGAAACAGUUCGGUACGCCGAGGACACAGUUCACAAGGCGGAACAGGGUGAAUUCUCUAGUAUUGUAUUCCCCGAACCAGAAGAAGAGCGAAAGCCAAGGGAACCUGCCUACGAGUAUCAGUACACGGUGGAGGAUCCGAUUACCGGCGAAAAGAUUUGUACUGCUGAUCCUAACGUCGUUUUGAUUGAAAAAGAACUAGAGAUGGAAGAUCAGUAUACCUCUAGAUCGUCGUCGAGAUACACUUCCCUUAAGAAUCGUUCACUAGAAGCGCAACUCGAGGAGUUGGCCGAUUUCGAGGACAAGCACCUGGAGAAGAUGUCGGCGACGCAAACCGAGAAAUUGCGGGUGCCAACCAACAUUCGGCCCCACUUUGUGCAGGCCAUUCAUGGUCUGUGCGUUGAGCCUGGCGAAAAUGCCAAGUUCUCGUGCCAACUGGACGAACGUUCCAGCGUGCAAUGGCUCAAGGAUAACAAGCCGCUCGAUGACAAGCUGGCGGAUCGCGUCAUCACAAAGGAAGCCGACAACCUGACGUACUCGCUGGAGAUUCAGCACUGUCGCGAAGAGGACACCGGCACCUACACGGCACGGGCCAUCAACGGUUCGGAGAAUGCCGCCUGUACGGCGCAACUCACCGUGGAGAAGUUGACCCCAGAGCAGAGGAAGGCUCUCUCGGAAACCAACGCCCCAGUGUUUAGCGUCAUACUUAGAAACACCGAGGUCGUUGAGAAGACUUACCUGACCUUCCUGGUCAAGGUCAAGGGAGAUCCCAAGCCGAAGAUCCGAUUCUGCAAAGACGAUCGUGAGAUUUCUGACACUGACAAGCGUAUGAAGGUCGUUCGCGAGCGUGAGGACAGUGGGUACUACGAGUUGAUCAUUCCGGAAGUCCACAAGGGCGACUGUGGUGUGUACUCGUGCACGGCCUACAACAAGUUCGGCAGUACCAAAACCGAAGCCCAGCUUCUGGUUACUGACCAGAGAGAACUGUUUAACGAGCUGGACACUCUCGACGAUAAGAGUAAAUUCGUUUGGAAAAAGAACGGUGUUCCCUUCGAUCCUGAAGAGCGGUUUAAGGUGCUAAUGGCGGAUGAUUCCGACUCGUUGGCGCUUGUCUUCCAGCACGUGAAACCUGAAGAUGCUGGACUCUACACUUGUGUUGCCGCAACCGCUUCCGGCAAUAUCCAGUGUAGUGCUGAACUCACGGUUCAGGGGCAAGUCAACCAACUCAUGCAGGACCCAUCCAAGCCGCACAUAGUAAUUGAGUCGAAGGACGCACUGUCGCGAAUUGGCGGUAAAGCUAUGCUCGAGGUGAAAGUCCACGGCUAUCCCAAGCCGGAGCUCGUAUGGCGUCACGAGGGCACCAUCAUCGAACCCGGUGGUCGCUUCAAGUUCCUCUACGAGGACGCCGAGUCCGUAUCGCUGGUCAUCAUGGAUGUGCAAUCUUCGGACGCCGGUGCCUACUCGAUCGUUGCGCAGAACGAACUUGGCGAAGACUCUACCUUCAUCAAUCUGACCGUCAAGUGUCCACCAAGUAUCGUGCGGCCUCACGACACCUCUGUCAUGGUUGGCGAAAACUUCAAGAUGUCCGUGGAAGUCAAUGCCGUGCCGGAGGCUACCGUUCGCUUCUACAAGAACGGUAAGGAACUCAAGGAGGACAACCGUAUCAAGUUCCUGACGGCCGAAAACUAUCACAUCAUCAAGUACAGUCCGACCACCAUGGACGAUGCUGGCAAUUAUUCGAUCAUCGCCGCUAACGAGAUCAGCCAGGCAACCGAAUUCUGGGAGUUCACCAUCAACUCUCCACCGCGUCUGAUGCACGGUCUGUCGAAGGAAACGAUCGUCAACGAGAAGGAGGACAUCGAGUUGUACGUCAAGGCGGACAGUAACCCCAAGCCGAUCGUGCGCUGGUACAAGGAAGGAAAGGAGGUGUUCCCCGAUGGCAAGCGUAUUCUGAUUAUCGAAGAAGAUAAUCGUUACACGCUGAAGAUACACGCGGCUAACCGUGACGACACUGCGUUGUAUACGGCCGAUAUCAUCAACGAUUACGGUACCGUUACGGAGCGUUCCCAGGUGAAUGUGAACACCAAGUCCAAGGUCCGUGAACAGCUGGAGGCCAUCACUUGCAAGGAGGGCGAUAGCAAUGUGGUCAUGAGCAUCAAGGCCGACGGUUACCCACGACCAAAGGUUCAGUGGUACAUCGAUGACGUCGAGAUCACCGAAUCCCGCAACGAGUUCAAAACGGUUGAGGAAGGACUGUACUACAAGUUGAUCAUGAAGGAAGCCAAGGCAGAACUGCAGGGUGUGUACAAGGCCAAGUUCACCAACGAAUACGGUUCGGACGAAUCUAGCGCCAAGACAACUAUCCAGUGUUCGCCUAAGGUACGCAAGUCACUGGUGGACACGGAAGUCGACGAGAACACUACUCUGACUCUGGAGGUCGAAAUCUACGCGGAGCCCGUGCCGGAGAUCAGCUGGUUCAAGAACGGCCAACCGGUGCAGACCGACGCUCGUCUCACGAUCAAGCGCGACAGCCAGCGGGUGGAGAACUACACCCUCUCGCUGACCAUGGUCCGCGGAGCAGACUCCGGCGAUUACGAGGUGCGUGCGGUCAACGCCAUGGGAACCGCUACCAGCAAGUCGAGGGUCGUUGUGCAAAAAGCCCUUGUAGCGAGCCCCGAUGAGAACGCCGAAACACACCACAUGAUCAGCGAAUGCACCAAAAUUGGCCAGAACGGAGAGACCAUCAUGAUCUCGGUGCACACCGAAGAGAGUCACGCCGCGAUAGUCACAGGUACCGAAGAGUCCCACUCGAUCCACCAGAUGCGCGCGACGACGAUUAUAUUUGAAGAAGACAGCGGCUCACCACUGGAAGUGCCCCAGCGUAUCAUCUUCCCCAACAGACCGCACGCUUCGGCGUUGCACGUGGAGGAGAUCGACAGUAUCACGUUCAAAUCUCCAGAGGAGAAGGCUCAAUAUCACAGCCUAACCGUGAACGAAUCCGCCGGAACGCGUCUCGUCAUAGAAGAGCUCGAAUCGGACAACGAAGCCGCUUCGGGAGGUGGACGAUACUCGCGAGGAGUGUCCAUUACGUCGGCUUCGGAUGACGAGCUGCUGUCGCGACAGUCCAGCCGACCGGGAAUGGAAGAGUUCACUGAGCAGGCGAAGCAAGCCGAAGAAUCCCAAGGUUUGACCAGAGAAGAUGCCGAUCUGAACGAUUCGGAGAAGAGCAAGAGGGUUCGCUUUGAAGAAGACCUGGCCGAGGGCGCAAAGAAAGCUCGUCUGCUCGAGAAGCAAGAAUCUGAAGGCGGCAAUGUAGAAGUCGAUGAGGGAUGUAUUAAAGUGGACAAAAAUGAAGCCACUUCCCAAGCUGGUAAGCUUCUUUCAAAAGAAUCCAUUGAGGAAGCUGAAGGUCCGAAAGGUAAAUCAGUCGAUGAGAGCGAAGCAGAAAAAGCACAAAAGAAACAAGCGUUGCUCAAGGGAACAGUCGACGUAGAAGCAGCUGAAGAAGCGAAACCUAUCGUUUCUGAAGACACUGAAAAAGCAAAGAAAGGCAAACGCUUCCAACAAGAAGAAGCAGUGGAAAAUACUCAACCUUCGGUUAAAGCACAAGAAACACAGGAGGACAACAAGUCUAAGAAAGCCUUGAAGAGCGAAGAAUCCGUCGAAGUCGAAGCGGAUGCGUCUGAAAAGCAGAAGCUGACCGAUGAGACAGCUAGCAAAAAGAAAGCUCUGUUGAAAGGAGAAUCUGUUGACGAAAUCGCCGAGAAAGCGAAAAAACUCGAGCAGACUGAGGACAAGCCCAAGAAAGCUUCAUUGCAAGAAGACAUCACUGAAGUUAAUGCUGACAAGUCUCAGAAGCCACAAGAAUCCGAUGCAAACCGCGCCACUUGCCCUGAAGCUCAGCUAACCGUACUGGUCCUCCUAUGUCUCGCUUCCUGUCCGCAUCUACCGUGCGUCCCCGGAGAUUCUGAAGACCGACAUCGCCGACGUUACUACGUUCGACUCGCUCCACUGUCGUGGACCGUCGAAGCCGAUGGCAUCCCGCGCCCUGCCGUCAUCUGGUACCACAACGGAGAGGAGGUCAAGGCCAGCGACCGCAUCCGAUUCACUGACUCGGGAACUACCUACAAGAUCGAGAACCGCGACGUGAAGGAAGCCGACGCUGGAGAAUGGAAGGCCGUUGUCAAGAACCGUAUCGGCGAGAAGACGCUGCCGUGCAAUUUGACUGUUAUUCCUUGCAAGGAGUACCGCCGUCCCAAGUUGAGCAAGGGUCUGGAGGACAUCUCCGUGCACAAGAACGAACCGAUCACGCUGAGUGUCACGCUUACGGCCGAUCCGGAGCCGGAAAUCAGCUGGAUCCAGAACGGCACCGAGGUGCAAGCCGACAACUUCAUCCAGAUGAAGACGGAGAUCCAGGAGCUUGAGUACAACCUCAAGCAGAUCACGUACACGCUGUACAUUGCCGAAGGUCGUCACUACGACACCGGUAACUACACCUUCCGUGCCAAGAACAAGUACGACAUAAACGAGUCCAACUGCCGGCUGGAUGUGCUGCUCAAGCCAGAGAUCGAGAACUUGUCGGACAUCACCGUGGAACCGUUCACACAGGGUGUGUUCCAGGUGCUGAUCAAGGCGAACCCCAAGCCGAAGGUUACCUGGACCAAGGACGGUAUCAAUCUGUGCAACGUCGACAACUGCGACGUUAUUGCCGACGUCGAGAAGGAAAUCUACACCCUUCUGGUGGAGUCCUGCGCUAUGGCCGAACAUGGAACGUAUACUUUGACGGCUACGAACAACUUUGGCGAAACCGUUGCAACGGCUAAGCUGAACGUGCACACCACGAAGCCAACGUUCACCAAGGAACCGGACAGCUUGAACGUCCACGAUUGGGCCGAUGUGUACAACAAGGUUGAAGUUCGCGGCGUUCCACGUCCUGCCAUUCAGUGGCUCCGCAACGGAACGCCACUUGAUUUGGAGGAAAUCGACCCGGAAUCGAACGAACCCAAGGUCAAGGUCGUGACUACUGGUGACUCUGAGGUGACCAGUGAGUUGUUCAUCACCCACUUUGGGCCUGAGCUGCAAGGAAACUACUCUUGCUUGGCAUCGAGCAUCGGUGGUGAAACCGAGGCCAAGUUCAUGAUUUUGGUCAAGAACGAGCAGCCCGUGUUUGGCAAGGGACUGGACAGAUCUAUGGAUCUGGAGGAAGACGAUCGCUUGGAGCUGUCCUGCAUUGUUGAUGGUAGCCCACUGCCGAAGAUGACCUGGUACAAGGAUGGCAACGAAGUUAUCGCUGAUGAUCACGUCAAGAUCACCCAUGGACACGACGGACGUUGCCGUCUGGUCAUCGAUAAGGUUGAUCCCGGUGACAGCGGUUGCUACAAGCUGGUGCUGUCGAACAAGAGCGGCGAUGUUUCCACGCAGAGUUCUGUUGCGAUCACACCCAAGCAAAGAUAUCCGGUGUUCAUCCGUCCGCUCCAGGACCACAAGAUUGUCGUUGGAGAUAAACUGCACAUGGAAGCUGAAAUUGCUGGCUACCCGAUGCCGGAAGUUAGGUGGUUCAAGGAUGGCAUUCCAAUCCACCAAACGCGUGCGAUCAACUUCAUCAACGAGCCCAACGGACUGGUUGGUUUCAUUAUCGAUCGCGUCACGCCCGAGGACGCCGGUAUCUAUACCUGCGAGGUGAAGAACUCGGUCGGUUCGGCGACGUCCGCAUCGAUCACGGAAAUUCUUCCAAAGGCCAAGAAGCCCCAGUUCAUCAACGAGCUGCAGACCAUCAGCAUUGUCGAGGGCUAUCCGAUCAAGAUGAACGUCAAGGUUGUUGGCUAUCCAAUGCCAGCCAUCAAUUGGCUUCACAACGGAACGCAAAUCACUGGUGAUCGCUGCAAGAUCACAGAGGAGAGUGAGGGAAGCUCUUGGCUGUCCAUCGACAAGGCGGUCGGAACCGAUGGUGGCGAGUACUCGGUUGUUGCUUCCAACGAGAAUGGAGAUACCAUGUGCGCUGCUACCGUGACUGUUCUUCCAGUCACUGACACCUCGAUUGGAGAAGAGCCACCAACCUUCCUGGGAGGUAUUCGGGACAUUAUCGCCGAUGAGGGCAAGGAGCUUACGUUCAGUGCUCGCUUCGCUAGUAACCCAGCACCCGAAGUCAUCUGGACCAAGGACGGAGAGCCGCUGCAACCCACUGGACGCGUUACUGUCACUUGUGACGGUAAGAGUGUUGGCCUAACUAUUGCUCCGGCUGAGACAUCCGACUCUGGUGAAUACGCUUGCUUGAUGGCUAACCCAUUGGGCGAAACUGAGACCAAGGCCUCGGCCACUGUUCGUAAGGUGUUCCAGAAGCCGAACUUCGUGUACCGCUUCCCGGAUCUUCAACAGCUACCAGGAUUGGAAGCCAAGUUCCCGGCUAAGCUGGUCGGUGUGCCACGCCCAACUGUACAGUGGUACAAGAACGAAACUCCGAUUUCUGCCAACGAUCGUUACAAGAUGAAGUACGAGGGAGAACAUUGCUGCCUGUACAUCAAGGAAUGUAACGAGUCUGACACGGGAUUGUACUCGUGCAUCGCUACCAAUCGCGAAGGAAGCAGCACUAUCGAAGCCAAGCUGGAUGUCGUGUCGCAACUGACCAAGGGUGAUGAGCCACUGCCAGCGUACUUCAUGAAGAAACCAGUCGAUAUGACAGUUCUAGAAAACAUGAAGGCCAAGUUUACUGCUUGUGUCGAUGGAUUCCCGCUGCCAACUGUGGAAUGGAUCCGUGACGGACAUCGUCUGGUUCCAAGUGAAAAGUACCGCAUCGAAGCUGACAUCAACGGUCUUUCUCGGUUGAUCAUCGACGACGUUCAGGAGGAGGAUCUUGGACGUUACACAUGCAAGAUUUUCAACAACCUUGCUGAAGUGUUGGCGCAUGUAAACCUGCGUUUCGAAACUCUUGACGCCCAUCCACGCCGUCGUUACGGAAAGGGCAAGGGCAAGGACUACCUGCAUAGCACGCCUUACCCGCUCAUGGACAGACCGAUCAUCUCGAAAUUGUCCGAUCGUCGUUUGACUCUGUCAUGGAAGCCAUCGAUGACGACCGUUCCGCGCUAUCCAAUCACGUACCAAAUGGAAAUGAUGGAGCUUCCCGACGGAGACUGGUAUACCUAUCAAUCUGGACUGCGCAGCUGCUCGUGUGAAGUGCGCAACCUCGAACCGUUCCGUGAAUACAAGUUCCGCAUCCGCGUUGAAAACAAGUAUGGCGUUAGUGAACCAAGUCCCUAUGUCCAGACGUAUAGACAGAAGCUGGAGCCAGAUGCGCCAGUUUUCUAUCCAUACCUUGGACCGGGACGUGAUUACCGCCCCGACGUUUCUCCGCUCUAUCCCCACAACUUCGACGUAGAGCGUCCAUCGCACAAGGAUCAACGUACCGGCAUUACGCCAGAGUUCCUGCGCCAAGAGUUCCCCGUUCAGUUCGGCACCAAGAACCACAACGUUAGCCUGUUCUGGUUUGUGUAUGGUUAUCCGAAGCCAACAAUGACCUACUACUUCAACGAUCAGAAGAUCGAAGCCGGAGGUCGUUAUUGCUUUAGCUACACCAGAAACGGCCAGGCUACGCUAUUCAUCAACCGCAUGUCUGAGCGUGACGUUGGCGUCUACGAGGCAGUCGCCAGCAACGAGUACGGCUCUGUGAAGCAACGUGUCUGCCUGGAACUCGGAGAGUAUCCACGAUUCCUGCAACGCCCGGAGGAAGUGUUCAUCAUGGGUCGUCGCUCGGGACGUAUUGAGGCGAAGAUCGCAGGAGUACCGUUCCCGGAUGUAAAAUGGUUCAAGGACUGGCAGCCCAUCACAGAAUCUACUCGCGUCAAGAUGAUUUUCUACGAGCCAGACACCUGGGUUCUGCUGAUCACCGAUGCCAUCAAGAAGGACGAGGGCCUGUAUUCGCUGAGCGCUUACAACGCUAUCGGAUCGAUCAGCUCGUCGGUUAUGGUGCACGUUGAAGAUAACGAGGAAGACUACGUGUACAACGCUCAUCACAGAACUCCGUACGUUCGCGCUCGCAACAAGGUGUGCGAAGACUUUUACGACAUUGGAGAUGAGAUUGGUAGAGGUACCCAGGGUAUCACUUACCACGCUGUGGAUCGUUCCAACGGACGUAACUUUGCGGCUAAGAUCAUGCACGGAAGUCCGGAUCUGAGACCGUUCAUGUUCAACGAGGUGGAUAUCAUGAACAUCUUGAACCAUCGUAAGUUGAUCCGCCUGCACGACGCCUUCGAUAUCAACAGGUCGUUGACAUUGAUCUUGGAGCUUGCCUCUGGCGGUGAGUUGGUGCGUGACAAUCUGCUUGUUCACGAUUACUACACUGAGCGUCAGAUCGCUAUUUAUGUGUACCAGAUUCUGUUGGGUCUGGAGCAUAUGCACACCAGAGGAAUUGGUCACAUGGGACUGACCAUCAAGGAUCUGCUGAUUGCCCACCCGGGUAGCGAUAACCUGAAGAUCUGCGACUUUGGCUUGUCUCGCCGCAUUGAAGACGAUAAGCUUUACACGCUGGACUACGGUAUGCCUGAGUUUGUUGCUCCAGAGGUUAUCAAUCGCCGUGGAGUUGGCUUGGGUCAGGAUAUGUGGAGUAUCGGUAUCAUUACGUACAUUCUUUUGGGAGGUGUCAGCCCGUUCCUGGGUCGCAACGAUCGUGAAACGCUCACCAAGGUACGCGAUGGAAAGUGGACCUUUGUUGGCACUGUUUGGGAGUUUAUCUCUACCGAGGCACGUGACUUCAUCACCAGGCUGCUGGUUUAUGAGGACGAUCACCGUAUGACCAUCAAGGAAGCUCUGAAUCACUCGUGGUUCGAUGUCAUCUACAAGAGAACCUUCGAGGAGUAUCAGAUUGGUACGGAUCGUCUGCGCCGCUAUUACUACCAUUACCGCGACUGGUACACGAAUGCCUCGUGCCGCACAUGGUACCGCCGACGCCCGUUGAUGAGCUGCUUCGACCAUCCGUCCAAGAUGGUCUAUCCGUCUGGUAUCAUCUUUACUCCGGAGGGCACUCCACCACCGGUCGGCGUGGAGGACACCCCGCACAAGCGCAGGAAGUGGGACGAAUACGUCUCCAAGGACAACCAUCCCGACUACGAGACGGCUUCGUUCAAGUCCGAGAGCCACUACCAGCAGGGACCGGACACGUACCUGCUGCAGCUGCGUGACACCACCUUCCCGUGCCGUCUUCGUGAGUACAUGAAGAUCGCCAAGCACCGGUCGCCCAGCCUGCUCAGCGAGAGCAACUACGAUCAGAGCCUGCCGAUCAUUCGCGAGCGUCGUCGUUUUACUGACGUCAUGGACGAAGAAAUUGAUGACGAGCGUAGAAGCCGCAUCAGCCGUUACGGUACUGACGAUAGCAUUACCAUCAGUCGCCGUCUCCGUACCGAGGUUGGAACCAGGUUGGGAUCGUACGCUGAAGCCGAAGCCAUGAUCGAGGUAAAGCGUGAAGGUCAUGCACCGUUCUUCCGCGAGAAGCCACAGACAAUUUCGAUUCGUGAAGGAGAACCAAACCAGAUCAUCUGCUACGCGGUUGGUGAUCCGAAGCCAUCGGUAACGUGGUUCCGCAACGACAUGGUCAUCACCGAUAAUAACCGUAUCAAGGUGCUGGAUGACGUUGAUGGUCGCUCGGUGAUUCAGUUCCAUCCGGCGACGUUCAACGACUGUGGUAUCUACAAGGCAGUUGCCAGCAACCGAAUUGCCAAGACGGUCGCUCGGUGCCGAGUCGUGAUUGCCAUUAUUCCGGACGCACCUGAUAGUCCGGACGCAGUGGCGGUCAGUGAUACGGAAGUGUUGCUGCGUUGGAAGCAGCCGAGAAGCGACGGUAACUCGCCGGUUAUUUGCUACAGCUUGGAGAUUAGACAGCACGGAAGGCAAGAUUGGAUCGAUGUUGCGAGCAAUAUUGACCACGAGUUCUAUCUGGUGCACAGUCUGCAACCAACCACCGGUUACCAGUUCCGUUUGGCCGCUUAUAACCGAAUUGGUUGGAGUGACCGUGGUAUCCCUACGAAGGCGGUGCACACGUUGGAAGUGGGAGCGCCAAAGAUCCAAAUUACCCGCGCCAUGAAGCAGCUGCAACAGUUGACCGAAUCCGGUCAACAGGUUGGUCCCGAGGAACGCGGUGGUCGUUUGGACUACAGCUACGAGAAGACUCCGCUCAAGUGGAGCAUCGAGGGCAAUUACAACGAAAAGUUCAGCUUCAUGUCGGAAAUCUCGCGCGGUCGUUACUCGAUCGUCGUGAAGGGCUUGGAAAAGGCCACCGACAAGAUCGUUGUCGCGAAGAUCUUCGAGCUGGGUGACGAACGCGUCGCCGAAGCUGCUGAGAGUGAGUUCGACAUGCUGCGCACGUUGAGACACGAACGUAUCGCUAGUCUGCUGGCGGCGUUCAAACCGAAGAAUACCUCGAUCGCUGCCCUCGUUAUGGAGAAGCUGCAGGGUGCCGACGUGCUGACGUACCUCAGCAGUCGCUCCGAGUAUUCCGAGCAGGUCGUUGCCACGAUCAUCGGCCAGGUUCUGGACGGUCUGCAGUAUCUGCACUGGCGCGGAAUUUGCCACCUGGAUCUGCAGCCGGACAACAUCGUCAUGUCGUCGGUGCGACAGGUCCAGAUCAAGCUGGUUGACUUUGGAGCGGCCCAGCAGGUCACCAAGUUGGGUGCAAAGGUGCCCAAUCUUGGAUGGUUGGACUUUACUUCUCCCGAAGUGCUCAACAAUGAGGCUGCCUACCCGCAGACCGACAUCUGGACCGUGGGUUGCUUGGCAUACCUGUUUCUGUCCGCCAACAGUCCGUUCCACGGCGGAGACGAGGCCGAAACGCGUGCAAACAUCAGCUUUGUGCGUUAUCGCUUCGAGUAUCUGUUCAAGGAGGUCACGCAGGAGUCGACCCGCUUCCUGAUGCUGAUCUUCAAGCGAGCCCCAACCAAACGUCCAUCGGUGGAGGAGUGCUUCGAGCACAGAUGGCUUGUCCAUACCGACUUCAUGACGAAGAAACGCGAGCGUGCGAUCUUCCCGGGAAGUCGUCUGAAGGAAUUCUCCGAAUAUUACCACUCGAUGAAAACGAACGAGGCCACCAAGUCGGAGACCAUCUCCAACCUCGGUGGUCAAUCCCCACGCCAGUUGCUGCGAUCCAACAGCAUCCAGGAGGAGCUGUUGACCACCUUCUAGAAGCCUUCCUUAAUAUCUACCACUACCAUCUUAUCAUAACACACUACUUUAAAAUGAUACUUUCGUCUCUCUUGAACCCUUCAACUAUUUAUUUACCCAUUUAUUUAUUUAUUUAUCAUGUAUAGCACGUAGUUCACGUAGCGCCCCCGAAAAAGGCAGCUAACAUUCAAACUAAGUUUUGUACAUACUCAAAUCUUUGUUUCCUGAACAGCAACUUGAUUUUUAUUUAUAAACCUUUAGGCAUUAUCAUUAGGGAAACGCAUAAUAGUAAACCACGAGAACUCUUUAUAUAUUUGUAUAUGUGAUAAUCCGGGUCGGAACAAUUUUUAUAUGAAUUUUUAACCGAAACUAUAACCACAAAUACGUUACACAUCCCUGAAGAAACGACUCGGACCCAUAUAUCGUGUUGCUCUCGUUGGUGUUUUUUAAUAUCGAGAAGUGUAAAAAUGUGCUAGUUUAGCAAAAAAACAAAGAAGGACAGCAAUAGAAGAUAAGAACAGAAAGGAUGGCGACCGCCAAACAAGAGAACUGUGUAAUUUUAAGCGAUAGCAAAAAUAAUAAAUUUGGAGAUGAUUAGGUUACUUUGCUGGCGAAAUGUUCGUGUAGAAAAAAAAACUAUUCUUAAUAAAUCGAAUAACCAGAUUGAUUUAUCUUAUUUUGUAGCAACGGCAAACUUUGGAAGCUUUAAAAUUGUAGAACGUUAUUCUUUUCUGUUUUUAUCAAUAUUCUUUUGAAUUUCAAUAAACAGUUGUGCAUAAAC